Molecule: messenger RNA, 938 nt
Organism: Rhipicephalus sanguineus (brown dog tick)
Lineage: Eukaryota; Metazoa; Arthropoda; Arachnida; Ixodida; Ixodidae
Product: mediator of RNA polymerase II transcription subunit 30
Biological process (GO): positive regulation of DNA-templated transcription
Cellular component (GO): mediator complex
Molecular function (GO): transcription coregulator activity
Source: RefSeq, a predicted model, not a curated record
AAGCACCUGUGGACCCUUCUGCAAGCGGCCUCCUGAACGGCGGCGAGCAGACAGCACGCCACGCAGACGACAGCGAGCAGUACGGCGGACGUCUUCGGUGCCGGCAUUUGGAUGCGUCGACGAAUGCAUGGCAGUGGACUGACGAGGCCCAGGAGAGGGAGAGGGGGCCGAGGGCGUGGCCUCUCCAGGGGGCGUGGCCUCGGUGCGAUGGCCUCUCCGUACCACCUCCACCAUCAGCAGCAGGCCCCACCCCAGCCUCCACUUCAGGCCCAGCAGCACAUGGGCAUGGGAGUGGGACCUGUGCUAGGGGGUCCCGGACUGGGGGCAGGGCCAGGUGGCCUCGGUCCACCGCUUCUGUCACCGGUCCAGCCCAUGGGUGGUCCCUCGGGAUUCAUGCCCACAGGCCCUCCGGGGCCGAGCGACGGCAGUGGGGAACCAGGAGUCCCCUUGCAGCCUAAGGACUUCAACACGGCCAUCAUGUGUCGCAUGGGCCAGGAGAUUGUACAAGAGAUUGUGGCCAAAGCUAUUGAACUAUUCCAGACCCUCAAGGCACUGCAGCCGCCGACUGGGGUAGCGACCAGCAUGCAGGGCCAGGAGGAGCGCCGCAUCAAGCUGCAGGAGACACUGCGCAACGUCGGGCUGCUCUUCAGAAAGCUCCACCGGGUGCACGGCAUCUGCAGUGACCAGAGUGCAGCUGUGGCCAGCAGCCAGUACACGCCCAUUGAGCCUGACGUGACACUUCAGAGCCUGGUGCCCAUGAUGGACGACCCAAAGCCUAGCGAAGAGAAGAAGCCUUCAGAGGCAACACGUGCACUCCUUGAGGAGCGGGCACGUCUCACUGAGCAAGUGGUGCUCAAGAACCGUCAGCUCAAAGAGGUCAUAGACGCCCUUCGUAACAUCAUCUGGGAGAUCAACACCAUGCUGGCCAUGCGUAAAAG